CUCGUUCAGCGUGAUCGCGUCUCUCCCUCGCAGUCACAGAGCAGCGGCGACUCCGCUCAGACGCACUUUGAACAGGAUGUAGCGACCGCGGAGACACAACUACGAGAAGAAGAAGAAGAAGAAGAAGAAGAAGACGACGAAAACAAAGCGGCGUUGAACUCUGCCAUGUGACGGACACCGGCGAGCCAGAGAUGACCGCUGCAGCGGAGGCGGAGAAGAAGACGGCAGGAGUCCCGACGAGGCAGCAGCUCACCGCUGGCUGCUCUUGACGGCUGCUCCCGCCGACCUGAGACCACUCAGCACGCGCACACACACACACACGCGCACACACACACACCCUAACACAGAAAACACCAACACAAGCCGAAACACUUCAACAUCCCGUCGGCCGGACCUCGGGAGCGACGAUGGCGAGCCAGGCGGACUGCUGCGUGAAGGUUGCGCUGAGGAUUCGUCCUCAGAUGGCCAAAGAGAAGAUUGAGGGCUGCCAUGUGUGCACAAUGGUCACACCCGGAGAACCACAGGUCCUGCUGGGAAAGGACAAGGCCUUCACCUACGACUAUGUGUUUGAUUUCGACUCAGAGCAGCAGCACAUUUACCAGGCCUGUGUGUAUAAGCUCAUCGAUGGCUGCUUCGAGGGCUACAACGCCACCGUGUUCGCCUAUGGUCAGACGGGUUCGGGGAAGACAUUCACCAUGGGGACGGGCUUCGACGUGAGUCUGAGCCAGCAGGAUCAGGGUAUCGUCCCGCGGGCUGUUCACCAGCUUUUUGAGGGAAUCCAGACCAGGAGGGAGCGCGCCCAGGAAGCUGGCACCCACCCACCCGAGUUUAAAGUCAGCGCCCAGUUCCUAGAGUUGUACAAUGAAGAGAUAUUGGACUUAUUUGAUGGAGCCAGAGAUCCAGAAAGUCGACUCAGGAAGUCCAACAUUAAGAUCCACGAGGACGCAAGUGGCAGCAUCUACACCAGUGGAGUCACAUCCAGACUGGUACACUCAGAGGAAGAGCUGCUGCAGUGUCUGAAGCUCGGCGCUCUGUCCCGCACAACAGCCAGCACCCAGAUGAAUGCCACAAGCUCUCGCUCGCACGCCAUCUUCACCAUCCACCUCUGUCAGAUGAGAGUCUGCCAGCAGCCGCAAAUGAACGGAGGAGGGGAGAACGGGGAGGUGAAUGGUGUGGACUCCGGCCCCAUUGCCCAGCCGGAGUAUGAGACGCUGAUGGCCAAGUUUCACUUUGUGGACCUGGCCGGCUCUGAGAGACUCAAACGCACAGGAGCCACUGGAGAGAGAGCCCGCGAGGGAAUCUCCAUUAAUUGUGGACUGCUGGCCCUGGGAAAUGUCAUCAGUGCUUUAGGAGAUCAAUCCAAGAAGGGAGGGCACAUCCCCUACAGGGACUCCAAACUCACCCGUCUGCUGCAGGAUUCAUUGGGAGGCAACAGUCUCACAGUGAUGAUAGCCUGCAUCAGUCCGUCAGACCGGGACUUCAUGGAAACGCUGAACUCACUGAAGUAUGCCAACCGUGCCCGAAACAUCAAGAACAAGGUGGUGGUGAACCAAGACAAGACCAGCCAGCAGAUCAAUGCCCUGCGCGCUGAGAUAGCCCGACUUCAGCUGGAGCUGAUGGAGUACAAAGCGGGGAAGCGUGUGGCGUGCGAGGAUGGCUCAGAGGGGUUCAGUGACCUGUAUCAGGAGAACGCCAUGCUACAGAGAGAAAAUGACACACUGCGCCUCAGGGUAAAAGCCAUGCAGGAGACCAUAGACCACCUCAAUACCCGUGUGACACACCUGCUGGCCAAUGAGGUCAGCACUCUGCUGGCCAAGUCAAGUGAGGGCAAUGAGGAGAUCGGGGCUUUAAUCCAGAACUACAUCCGAGAGGUUGAAGAAGUUAGAACCAAGCUUCUUGAGAGCGAGGCCAUGAACGAGUCAUUGCGACGGCAGGCGGCCCGGCUUUCCACCCGCUCACCGUUCCCUUCCUCCACUCUCAGCCCCGCCCCAGGCCACCCCCCUGGUUCCUCCCCAGCCCCCAUGUCCAUGGAGGCCGAGAUGACGGACGUGUUACGCCGAGCCAAGCUGGACAUGGAGAGGCUGAAGAAAAAGGAGAGGAGGCAGAGGAGGAUGAGGUGCGGAUUAUGCCUGCAAGAUGUCAACAUAAUUAUUCCGGAGUUGGAGAAAGGUCUGAAGAAACGAGUGAAGCUGCACACUCACGAGAACGGGGUGAACGGACAGAACGGACAGAAUGGAGAGAUUGAUUCAGAUGAAAAUUACAUUGAGGACAUCAUGUCUCCGCUGCAGGAGGAGAGUGGCUGUGAUGAAGAUGAGGGGGAGGAUGAGGAGGAGGGUAGGGAGGAGGAGGAGGGCUUUGACAGCGAUGAGAGCCUGGUGGAUUCAGACUCAGACUCGGAUGAGAAAGCUAACUUCCAGGCGGACCUGGCUGACCUGACCUGUGAGAUUGAGAUCAAACAGAAGCUGAUAGACGAGUUGGAGAACAGCCAGCGGAGGCUGAUGAUGCUCAAGCUGCAGUAUGAGGAAAAACUCAUCCUGCUGCAGAACAAGAUCAGAGACACUCAGCUGGAGAGAGACCGUGUGCUGCAGAACCUCAUGUCCAUGGAGAACUUCACAGAGGAGAAGGCGAACAGGAUCAAGCAGGAGUACGAGAAACGACUGAAGGAGAUGAACCGCGACCUGCUGAAGCUACAAGCGGCACAGAAGGAGCACGCGCGUCUUCUCAAAAACCAGGGGAGGUAUGAACGGGAGCUGAAGAAACUCCAGGCCGAGGUCAACGAGAUGAAGAAAGCCAAGGUGACGCUGAUGAAGCAGAUGAAGGAGGAUCAGCAGAGGAGGAGGAUGGUGGAUGCGAAGAGGAACCGUGAGAUUGCCCAACUCAAGAAGGAGCAGCGACGCCAGGAGUACCAGAUUCGAGCGCUGGAGUCUCAGAAGCGGCAGCAGGAGCUGGUGCUACGCAGGAAGACCCAGGAGGUGACGGCCCUGCGGCGCCUGGCCAAACCUAUGUCAGAGCGUGUGGCUGGACGCGUGGCCCGCUGGAACAAGGCCUCUCUGGGAACGGACUCUGGAGCUGAGUUAUCAGCCAGCACUACAGCGAGCAGCUCUGAGCCUGACACUGGGAGGACUGUGAGCGGGCUGGUGAGACAGUGGAACAACAAGAACAAUGCAUUCGGAUACCUAGGAGAGAGCGAGGGAAGCAUUGAUGGAACCAGGGUCAUCGGCAGGAAGAAGAUGCAGCGGAAACCCGCAGGCCCGGGCAGCGUUGGAACAACAGCCAGAGCCAGCUUCUCCAAGUCAGCCCGUCAGAAAUGGCAAGCCCUCGAGCGUCGCAUUACGGACAUUGUCAUGCAGAGGAUGACCAUCGCUAACAUGGAAGCUGAUAUGGAUCGUUUAAUUAAGAAGCGAGAGGAGCUGACCGUCCAACAGGAAGCACUCUCACACAAAAGGCAGGUACUGAUGGCAGAUGGGGAGGGGCCAGAAGCAGAGGACCGCCUCCUUCAGGAAAUUAAUGAGGACAUUGAGGUGCUCAACGCCAACAUAGACUACAUCAAUGACAGCCUGUCCGACUGCCAGGCCACCAUUGUACAGAUAGAGGAGACCAAGGAUGAGCUGGACUCGGUGGACACUUCUGUGGUGAUCAGCUCCUGCUCCUUGGCUGAAGCACGCCACCUGCUGGAACAUUUCUUGAAGGCCUCAAUAGACAAGAGUCUGCUGGUGGCUCAAAAGGAGGCCCAGAUCAGACUGCUGGAAGGACAGCUGAGACAGACAGAUGUGAUUGGCUCGUCCCACAAUCACAUGAUCCUUGAUGCCCUGCGAGAAAAGGCAGAGUACAUCCCUGAGCUCCAGGCUCUCAUCCACAAUGUACAGCAGGAAAAUGGUUAUGCCAGCACAGACGAGGAGCCUUCUGAGUUCAGCCAAGCCUCUGACAGCAGUGUAUCUCAAAUGAAAGAAUCCAACAGCCAAGAUGAUUUCAAGACAAAGGUUCAUCAGAUGGAGCCUCGUCUGUCGGCUCAGAUGAAGGCGGUGUCCGCAGAGUAUCUGGGCCCCAUCCUGGAUCCCUCAUCGGGCAGCAAGCAGCAGCACAUCACCAAAUCUCUGGCGUCCCUGACCGACAUCCAGGAGGAUGGGCUGAGUCUGGUGACGGGGAGUCUGGCGCUCAGCCUGUCCGUACGAGACCCCUUCCACAGGGACAGGGCAUCCCGCACCAUCAGCCUGCCCAUCAGGGGACACACCUUUCCCAGGCAGUCUCGGGGUUAUGAAACUUCCCCUAUAACAAGGAGGAAAUCUUACGACCGUGCAUACAGGCCUACUGAUGGCUAUACUCCUCCCUCCUCCCCUCCUCUGAGGACUAGGAACGACCGCAACGUCUUCUCACGGCUCACCAGCACCCAAACCCAAGGUUCUGCUCUGGACAAGUCGGAUGACAGCGACUCCUCGCUCUCCGAGGUGCUCAGGGGUGUGAUCAAUCCCAUUGGCGGCGUGAAGGGAGGCCGCACGGCGCCUCUGCAGUGUGUUUCUGUAGCCGAGGGCCAUUCGAAGCCGGUACUGUGUGUGGAUGCUACAGAUGAGCUGCUAUUCACUGGAUCUAAAGAUCGCACGUGUAAGAUGUGGAACCUGGUGACGGGUCAGGAGAUCGCCACCCUCAAAGGCCACCCCAACAACGUGGUGUCCGUCAAAUACUGUCCUUCCUCCUGUCUGCUCUUCUCUGUGUCCACCUCCUACGUCAAAGUGUGGGACAUUCGUGACUCUGCCAAGUGUGUCCGCACGCUCACUUCAUCGGGUCAGGUGGUUUCAGGUGAUGCGUGUGCUGGUACAACCACACGCACAAUAACAUUUGCACAGGGAGAGUGCCAGAUCAACCAGAUAGCCCUCAACCCGUCCGGAUCUGUGCUUUACGCUGCUGCAGGGAACACUGUUCGCAUGUGGGACCUCAACAGGAUGCAAGCAUUGGGAAAGCUGACAGGCCACAUUGGUUCUGUCAUGUGUCUGACUGUGGGACAGUCUCUGCUGGGAAAAGACCAAGUGAUCACUGGCUCCAAAGACCAUUACGUCAAGGUGUUUGACGUUGCAGAGGGAACUCUGGGUAAUGUAGGCCCAGCUCACAACUUUGAGCCUCCGCAUUAUGACGGUAUCGAGUGUUUGGCUGUACAGGGAGAUUUGCUGUUCAGCAGCUCACGAGACAACGGCAUCAAGAAAUGGGAUCUGGAGCAGCAGGAGCUCACUCAGCAAAUCCCUAACGCCCACAAGGACUGGGUGUGCGCUCUGGCGUAUGUGCCAGGCCGGCCCAUGCUGCUGAGCGCCUGCCGGGGCGGCAUGCUGAAGGUGUGGAACGUAGACAACUUCACCCCCAUAGGAGAGGUCAGGGGUCACGACAGCCCCAUUAACGCCAUAUGUACCAACUCAAGACAGAUCUUCACUGCAUCCAGUGACUGCAGGGUGAAGUUGUGGAGCUAUGUGCCUGGUUUGACCCCGUGUCUCCCUCGACGGGUGCUGGCCAUCAAGGGCCGGGCCACCAGCCUCCCGUGAUUGCUUCUUCUCCGCUCACCAACCCUCCCCUCCUCUGCGACAAGACAGUGAAGAUCUGGCUGUCAAAGGUGUGGAGGAAGAGGUGACAACCGAAAGACAACUGAAAUGACCAUUUUCUUUGUCAGGCAUCGUGCUGCAACUUCACCCGCUAUCUGUGACCUGUUCACUUCUAGUAAUGGGAUGCGACACUGAAAUCACAGUUUCCAAGGCAAUCAAGGUGUUUCUUUUCCUUUGUCACACAACAAAAUGAUGGCGCCGCGGUGGAAUUUAUUUUCAAAGGCAAAGGACUAUUUGCCUCACAGAUUUUUCUUUUUUAUUGCCAAUUUGAAAGUGCCAUUCAAGUGUGAUGCUAUUUGGAAAAGAUAAACCACAUCUUCCUCGCCAUGGAUACAUCAGUCAGAACAAUAGUUCUCCCUACAUCAAAUCUGGUAUGAAAAGGAAGAGAAAAAGGUUUCAGAAGCCUUAUGGAACAGUGGAGAUGAACGUGUGUAUUCAUGUAUCUAUCGUCUGACAGCCGAGACACAGUCCGUGUUUGAAUCUCGCAGCGACGCUACCUAACAAAUGGAUCUUCUGUUCCUGCAUUCAAGACUAUUUGUUCUCCUUCGUGCUGUGGUUGUUCUGACUCUGAACACACUGGACGGUCAGACCAUGUGUUCUUUGCAGAGGGACGAUCUGUAGACUGUCGCUGAUCUUGAUUUAAACCUGCUGGAGAAUUGCACAGAACACGUAGAUUUAUACAGUACAUCACUGAAACUUUUAACUGCAUUCAUCAAGUCGUGUUUAGUUUUAUGUUUUUUAAUUAAUUUAUUAUUUUCCCUACCUCAGUUGUUUUGGACUUUGGUGGGGGGGAACAUUUUUACGGGUCUCUGUGCACAAAAACCUGGUGCUUGACAUCUUGAAGUCUUCAUAAAAUGCCUGGCUCCUCGUCUCUGGGUGGAUGUGUCCUCCGUGGCCCUCCGGCUAUCAGACUGUCUAGCUGCUGACCUUGCAAACAGCGAAGCACACGUCCAGUAGCACAACUAAAGGUAGCACCGGCCCCCAGAGGAUCUGACCGGAUUGUGCAGUCUGCUCUCGAAGUGCUUACUGGCAAAAAAGUAGGAUACGCCGUGCACAUGGCACAAACAGUACAUGCCUUCAGUACACACACCUCACACAUUUGUGAAUUAGAUCCUCUAUUGUGGCCCGGAUCAUUAUCUCAACCAUCACACAGUACCUGCCAUUUAUCCUCCUCAUAUAAUUUCCCCCUCCCUCCUCUCUGAUCUGUAAGGUUAGGGACAGUGACAGACUGACCAGCCUCGACUUCCUUCCCAGCUACUGAACUUCUCUGGGAAGCCAAUUUAAGUAGAGUUCUUGCAGCUCUACCGGCUGCUUUACCGCAAAGAUUACUUGGGGGAAAGUAGGUCAUAACUGAGAGGGGUUUCUAUUUAAAAUCCCAGUUUUCCUCCACCCACUAUGUGCUGCUACAUUGAAAGACGGGAAGAAACUUCCUGUACAAAUCUGUUAAUGUGACACAUUUUGUGUGUGUGUGGGGGCAAAGCGCACAUAUGCACAAACUGCAGACACACACAAACACAGGAUUUCAGGGGAGGUUUCGGUUACCCAAUCUUGCCUUAUGGGCGUUGGCGCAGCUCACUGUGUUGAUUUAGUGUCUUUUCAGUGAAACUAGUUCAGCACUGCAGCAGUCCUUUGACGCUCACACAUGCACGUGCAUACGUACAAUUCACUCACCUACGGGCAACAGUAAUAACCGAGGUCUAAAAAGUCUUUUCAGUUGUCUUGUUUUUUUCUGAUGCCUUUGGAUAACAAGCAUUCAGGAUACUCUCUGUUUAUGAACUUUUUCUGUAUUACUCCAUAAUGCAUUUAAAAGCCUCUCGUCAUGCAGGUGUCUCAACACUGUAAAAACCCACAUCUUGUCCGUUUGCAUCACACUAUCACUCAGUUCAGUUUUGACAUCUCAGUCCCUCCGUAGAGAAACAAACACUUCCGUGCCCUUAUCCUUAAAAAAAAAGACCCAGAAACAUAUGUAGUGUUAUUAAACACAGCUUGGAGUGGGAGUUAGUGAAUGCCUUUAACACAUCUACAAAUUAUCCUACAAUAAUUGAGUAUGCACUGCUGAUGUUUGAUGUAUCCAAUGUGAAUUUUGAGCUGCUACCACUCUCCAAAAGCAAUGAUUUGGUUUUGUGCCGGGGGGUUUAUGAAUGCAAACGUGUGUGUGUGGGUGGUGAUUUGUUGACGCGUUCUCCCUUUUAAUGUGUUCCUAUACUUAGAAUCUCAGGUAAAGGUCGAAGGAUAAUUAUAGUCAGACUUAAGUCAUUACUUGACCCUGUGCAUUGAGGUAGCUCUUUGAAUUGACCAAAUGUUUGAGACAUUUUUUUUUCUUUUGAGAAAAAAAGGUACAAUCAGUGUAUCACCCCUUUUUGUGAUAAUACUCACUUUAAUGAUUUAUCUUUUGCGUUUGACUCCCUUUACUUAUUUCAUAUGUAUUGUGUUUUUUGUACAAAAUGUAAACAUCUUCCCAAUCUGGCCAAAGCUGAAUGUCUUGCAACUCCGGGAGAUGUGCACAGUUUUUUUAAAAUUUAUUAUUACCAUAAUUACUUGUUAAAAAUGUAUUAUUUGUGAAGUGGCUUUCCUGGAGUGAGCGGUACAAAACGUGGUCAGUAGGGAAAUAAGCCUGCGUGAUAAUGGGUUGUAUACGUUCCCCUAAAGUCAGACUCUACAGGCCCCUUCACUGUAGAUCAUGUAAUUAUCUGUGCCAAUAAGCCGAACUGACCCCGGUCACCCGCCCGGUGGUGCUUCAUGUGAUAACAAAGCUAAAAGAGCCUUAAUCUCUCUUUACUUCCCUCAUCCACACUCCUAUUUUUUGCUGGAGAGGAUGUUGUAGUACUGUAGCUUUAGACACUCAUGUUCCCUGUGCUUGUACAUUUGCUGUAGGACGCAUGAUGGUAGAGGCUCUCGUUGGUUCAUUCGACAUCUCAAAAACGUUGCAACACCUUGCUCCUUAUAUCACCAGACAUAAUAUUAAACACCUGAGCGGAUUCACUUUCAAAAUUUUGGAAGGAUCUGGCCAUGAGUUGGUAUUCCCAGUGAUCGAUAGUCAGUGUAUUAUGCAUAAAAUGUAGUGUUUCAAAAAAAAGAUGCUUCACUGGAAGACUAAUUGUAGCCAAACAGAAUUGCCUUUUUAAUUACCUCCACCCAGCGAUGCCCCGAGCUGCGUUGCUUGGACUUCAGGCAAUGUCAGCACCACUUCAUGACUUGAGUUAGUGUAAAUAGGUGCGUCAUGUCAUUUUUUCUUUUACAGAGCAGAUGCAGGUGAGGUUAACUGCCUCAGUGUAAACGCUGUAAGUUAGGAUUUACUUGCACUUUGGAUAAUGAACAUUGCUGUGAAUACUCUACAAGCUUUUUUUCCAGUUAUGUAUUGAGCCUAGUUUUUGACUUGGUUUACAAGGACUGUAAUUGUCUCAAACAAGGCUCAAACCACUGACAUUGUACUGAAAAGAACACACCUGUUUAGAUCUACAGUAGGUUUAGAAACCAGUGAUAUUAAUGUUUGUGCUGAUACAACAUGUAAGUCAAGAUGUACACAGUCCUCGCUAUGUCCAUGCCUUUAAAGUCCCUUUUUUAUACAAGAUACUUCAAGAGAAUGAGGAUUUUUCCGUUUGACCGAGCAGCAUGCAAACCUCUGUGGAUGCUCAGAAGAGUCCAACUGGUUUGUUCCCUGGCUGUCUGCUGGGGUUCACACAUGAUUCUUGAUCUUAUUGAUAACAAACAAGAGACUGCACCAAAAAAAACAAACGUCAAAUUCAGUGUAUAAUGGCUUUAAUUAGUCUGCCUGCUCGUCAAUAUUGAACCACAGAACAGACCGGGGAGUCCAGCUGCCAGUCAAACUGAGUGUGUGAUUACCACCUUUACCACUCCCCAACCAGCCCAGCCCGACCAUCUAAUGACUACUGGGAGAUGGAAGCUUUAGUAGUCAGUGUCUCAGCUUCAGCCUCGUGCCUCAGCCAACAGGCUUUACUGCCUUAAAGAAACAGAAUGUGUACGUAGGACAUUGAUAAUCAUUCACUUAAUAUCCUGAAUCUCUAGCGGACUCAUUCAGACGAUUGUAGAUUGUCCUGCAGAUUGUGGAAUUCUGUUCUGAGUCAGACGAUGCCUCUGCUCUCUUUUUUCAUUAUGGCUGAAAAGACUUUCAACUUAGCCUCGGGCUGCUGAGUGGAUGGAAUCACAUGCAGACACAAUCAAGGGUGCUGCUGAUCAAGAGGGCACUAAACUGCUCUGCGGCUUGUCAGAAGAAUCGCUAUCACACAGCAACACACGUCUUCUCUGCAGCUGCUCGUGUAGUUUGUGUGUGUGUGUGUGUGUGUGUGUGUGUGUGUGUGUGUUGUCAUGUUGAGCUCACGUGGUAGUAAUACCAUACAUGACACUGUCUGUGAAAUAUGUACUCAUGGGUCAUAAAUGCAGGGGCCAAAGGUCAUGUGUGCCUUUUAUUGCACAGACUGCUCCCUCUUCUGAGUGUAAAUGUCUGUACAGUUUUUCUGAUGUAAAUGUCAAUGUGCAUGCAACCAAGCCAUGUAAAAUAUGUUUAACUGUAAAUAUUGUACAUAAAUAUUUAAUGAGGGACACAUUCCUUCAAGAAAAUAAAUACCCCAAGUUGAAAACAA
This is a messenger RNA of Scophthalmus maximus (turbot), 10183 nucleotides long. RefSeq names its product kinesin family member 21B (gene kif21b). Gene Ontology annotation, molecular function: microtubule binding; ATP binding; microtubule motor activity. Bases 408 to 5525 code for a protein of 1705 amino acids. Gene Ontology annotation, biological process: mitotic spindle organization; microtubule-based movement. The transcript is spliced from 35 exons. The record is from RefSeq and is a predicted model, not a curated record. NCBI's taxonomy places the organism in Eukaryota, Metazoa, Chordata, Actinopteri, Pleuronectiformes, Scophthalmidae.